UGCAUGGAUCGAAGCGAGCGUGGAUGCAGAUCCCGUGAGGUUGACUCUAGCGUGACGGCUCUUUUCGCCGCGCAAUGCCUUGUUUGUUGUGCGUGGGCCGGGCGCCGCGAUUGGACGCCAGCACGCACAUGCAUCAGCACCCGAUCCUUGAAUUGUGCCACCAGCCUCCGGUCUGACUGCAGACCGCGAGACACGCCCACGGCAGCGACUGACCCCCAGCGGGGAGCCCAGCAGCGAGCAGACCGCACACCCCGCGGCCCACCGAGACUCGACGCCGCCACGGCCUGCCCGCCCACGCCCACGGCACCACCGGCACUCGCAGCAGGGCUAUGCGCCCAUGCCCUCCUCGCCGCUGCCGACUGACGCGGAGCCGAGGAAACAUGGGGCGCCCGGCAAGAAGAAGGCGGACACGAUGAACGGCAACGACUUUGCAAAGGCCAUCGGCAUCAACAAGCCCGCCAACGUGCGCGACAAGAUCAAGCGCUGGCAGCAGGACGGCGGCGAUGCUGCUGUUGAUGCCGCCACCGAGGGCGCCGCAGAGGGUGAGCCCGCAAAGCCGUCGACGCCCAAGGCCCUGGCUGAGAAACCGAACUGGAAGCCCGCCCACGCCCCCGCCAAGUCGGCCGACAAAGUCCCAGACAAGAGCCCCGCGAAGAGCGACAAGGGCGACAAGAAGACGCCCGUCCACAACGAGCUCGACGAGGACGUGCUGAGCGCCGUCGCCCCCAAGAAGCGCGUGGUCAGCGACUCGCACUGGCGCGCGAAGACGUCGCCGCCGAAGCCCGACGGCCGCCCGCCGCCCAAGACCAUCCCCAACGCCUGGGUGCGCCCGUCGCGCAUCGUGAAGAGGGACAGGCCGCCCGAGGAGCAGCCAAAGACGCCGACGACGCCGCAGACCCCGAAGACGCCGACCACACCGCAGACCCCCAAGAUACCGCCGUCGCCCAAGAUACCGCAGUCGCCGCAAAAGACCCCGCAGCCCCAGCUGCACACCCUCACCAACUACAUCGGCAAGAGCACCGGCCAGAAGAAGCCCCGCCAGCGCCGCCCGUCGAAGCCCACCAGCUCCAAGAGCGACGGCAAUGACGAGCGCCCGGUCAGCAGCGGGGGGAGCGCCGACCACGCCGGCGUCGAGGUCAUAUUGGAGCCCGAGUCGCCCAAGCAGCGCAGAGAAAAGACCGUGCACAGACCAGCCCGCAAGUCCGAGCCCGUCCCCGACCUGGCCGACCUCGCCAACCUCAUCACGGUCGAGUAUGAAGAGUCGAGCGUCGCCGCGAGCCCGAAGAUUGCCUCGCCGCGGGCAGACGACCUGCGCGAGAGACGACGACGGCGGCGCCCGAAGAGCCAGCCGGGGACCGACGAUGAGGGCUUGAGAGAGAGCGUCCGCCGCCACCGCAGGACGCGUACCAACACCAUCGACAUGGAGAAGGAGGAGGUCAUGCGGGAGAUGCGCGCGCAGCAGCCACGAGUGCUGUCGCCGCCGAACAACAAAGAGUUCGCCAACCGACUCGACGCCUGGCUCGACCGCACGCAGCAGAUGCAGGACGCAGACCUAGGACGCCCCCCGCGCCGCAGACGGCGGUCGAAGGAGUCGGCGCAGGAGUCGGUGUCGACGAUGGAUUUGUCGUCGACCAUGAGGACUGAUUUCUCGUCGACGAUGAGGACCGAGUCGUCGUUUGCCACGGCCUCUACUGAGAGUAGAGACGAGAAGGAAGCAUUCGAGCCGGCGCCUGAAGUAAAAGAAGUGGUAGAACCGGCACGCGAACCAACACGCGAACCAACACCCGAGCCAACACCCGAGCCAGCAGAAGAGAGGCCGCGAAGCAGUGGCAGCAGCGGGGGAGGAAGCCGGCGCAGACGCAGGCGUCGCAGCCACGAGCAGCGGAGGGCGUCUCGCGAGCUGAAGAUCGACACGAGCGUUGCGUCAGAAAACACAUCUGCCAUCUCCGACGACACCGCCACCCCCGUGCCUGAGCCCGAGAAGGCCGGGAAGGAAGAGCCAGAGACGCCGCUCUCCGCAACACCCACAUUGAAGCGCCGCGGCGCACGACGAAGCCAGCACCUGCGCUCCAAGAGCCGCUCCAUGUCCUCGCCGCUGCGUGAGAGCAUGUCGACUGAUGAGCUCGCCCAGGAAGAUGACGUGAGAUCCGACGACCCGAGAGUCGACCCCAGAGCUGUGUCUGUUGCCUCCUCUGCGCCCUCCUCCUCCGUCGACGCAGCCUCCGUCGACUUUGACCAGAUCUCGCUCAAGCCGCGUCCGCUCUCCGUCCAGCGCCACCUCCCAACGAGAGGCAAACGCCUAUCGACUAUCGCGUCCGUCACUGAGCCGCCCAGCCAAGCCCCCGCCUCAGGCGUCGCCGGCUCAGAGUUCAGUGACUCCAUCUUCAGCAACAGCACCAUGACUGCGUCCGAGGUCGGCUCCCAGUACGAGACAUCCACAAUCGUCAGCCGCAGGAGCACCAGGAAGAACAGGCUCGCCAGCCACGCAGACUUGAUAUCAGUACUGUCCAUGCCCAAGGCCGCGAAGAGCAUCGUGUCCGCGCGCAGCAUCCGCACCAACAGGAGCCGUCUGGCCACCGCCACGAUCCCCGACAUCAUGAACGAAUUCGCCACCGACGAGGCAAAAUAUAUGCGCGAGCUGCGCACCAUCGUCGACGGCGUCAUCCCCGUCUUGUUGAGUUGCGUGCUGUCCAAGACCGACUCCGCCGUCGCCGUCGGCCUCUUCUCGCGCUCUGCCAAGGGCGACCCCAGCGAGGUCACGAAGCCUAUCAUGGACAUGGGCGUUUGUCUUGAGAGAAUGAAGAACCUGCACAAGCGCGUGCCCUUGGACGACGCCGAGAAUCUCCUCUCCUGGGCGCAGAACGCACAACGCGUGUACGGCGACUACAUCAGCGCCUGGCGGCUCGGAUUUCAAGAUGUAGUCAUCAGCCUGGCCCCUGCCGAUGACGAUCCUUUCAAACCAGCGAGAGUUGUGACCGGUCCUGAAGACGGCGCGCCGUGGGACGAGGGCAUGCCACGCAAUGCCGAGGGGUAUGUUGUGAAUGGAGACGGCGAGCGUGUCGACGUGGCAUACAUGCUGAAGCGGCCGUUGGUACGACUAAAGUAUCUGGCAAAGACAUUGAGGGGCAUCAACCAUGUCAAGCCGUCCGAACGCGCAGACUCAAUAUCGGCGACCUUCCAAGACCUCGUCACAGCCGCGAGAAAGAGAUCGAACGACGAGCAGGCCCGACUCGAAGACGAGGCCGCCGCGAAUAUCGACGCCACCCGCGCCCGUGAUCCCAGAAGUCUCGCCCCACUAGCUGGCGUACGCCUCGAUGCACACCGCUGCGUGAGAGCUCGAGACUACUUCGACAUGUACCUGUACCACUCCAGCGGCCAAGAGCUGAGCUGCCGCGUCGAGCUUCUGCUCCGCGACAACGCGCCGGGCGCAGGACCGGGAGGAGACGUUCUGCUAUGUGAAGUCGACUCCACCGGACGCUGGCUGCUGCUCCCGCCCGUCCAGCAAAGCCGCAUCUCCGCCCGCAACGGCGACAUGAAGGGCGAGAUUAUUGUGAUGAUCCGAGGCGCCCAGGCGGACGGACAUGCAUGGAGCGAGGUCAUGUCCCUCACAGCCGACGACGAGCAGGCUGGGUUUGAGUGGGUGCAGAUGCUCGGACUGACGCCCAUUCCCCCGCCCAUCUCCGAAAUCAAGCGCGACCAGAUGGUGCCUGGACAGAUACCCAGACCUGCCAGCAGCCACGGCUCUUCGCUGCGAUCCAUGGAAACAACCUCAACCCGCGUCAAGAGCCGGACUCCCAGUCCGCACGAGAUUGAGAUUCCUCUCGGCGAACAGCACACCGAAGUCUCAAAGGUCUGGAACUACGACGCGCCUGAUAGGCAUUCGCGCACGGUGUCACCAAUUACGCCACCCAGCGACUCCCUUCGCCGUGACACCGCCUCCCCGCCCGAUCCAGAGACGCCACUAGGACUGCAGCGCACGAGGCGGAGUGAGGACCUGGACAGAACACCGCGAGGCAGCUUCGACGACGCGCGCUCCGACGGCACUGCAUCCUCCGGACUGAAGCGCACAAAGGCAAAGCGCCUCUCACGCGCGGUGACAGCAUCGCCUGUCUCAGCACAGCGGCCCUCGCGCCAAAUCACCCUCGACGACCCUAUUGAGUUUGUCAAAGCGCAGCCCAAGCUCGACAAGGAGCCGCGCCGCAAGUCGACGAAGCGCCGCGGGAAGAACUUCAGCGUGUGGAUGCCGACUGAGGGCGGCGAGGAGGAGUCCGAGAGCGAGUCUGAGGGAGAGUCGAUCUCGCCGCCGGGCUCCCCCCCGCGACCGUCAACACACCGCAGAGUCUCGUCGACGCCGUCGAUGGAGCUGCCGGCCAUUCCCCGACUGCGAAAGUCGAGCCAGCCCUCGACGCCCCUGCGAGAGGCUGCCGCAGAGCCGGUGACGUCGCCAGAAGACGUGCCGCCCCCUCCACCACCCCACCGAUCACCGAGUCCAGCCACCCCCGUCACGCUGAAGGGGUCCAAGACGCCCACGCUCACGCCGGCACUGCCAGGGUGGAAGACAAAGCGACGGUCGUCCUCGCCCCUCAAGCACGAGUACGAGCCGUCGACGUGUACCGAGUCGGACAGCGAGAGCGAGGAGGAUGUCGUGUCGGAGGACAUCAGCGACUCCGCCAGCCUGACCUCGGAUUCUUCCGACGACGAACUCGACGACGACGUCCCGACGCCGCUGAUGCCGCUCAACUACACCGGACCAGUGCGCACCCGCAGCUACGCCACGCGUCCGUCGUCAGCCGGAAAGGAUUCCGACUUCCAAAAGGUCUCCCCGCCGGCCUCCAUCUACGACCUGCCCGAAGAGGUCACCCCGUCGCAGUCCGCGUCGAACCAGCCGUACCGCGCCGUCCCAGCCUCCGCCAAGGCCGCCAAAGCAAUCGCGUCCAUCUUCUGCUGGUCGGACGCCGGCCGGUGGGACAGCCUGCACCCGGACGAGUGCAGCAUCGUGGUCACGCCUGGAAAGAUUGAGGUGUUUGAACUCACGGCGGCGCACUCGCAGCCGCUGGUGUCUGAUGGCGAUGAAAUUAUACAACCCGGCGGACGUGCUCCCCUUAUUGCGGUCGAGCUUACCCCCCUGGUCCCCCUGCGCAAGUCGACCGCCAUCGACAUCUCCAUCCGCUCGCCGCCGACCCCCGACUCGCGUAUCACCACUGGUGACAACAUCAUGCUGCGCAGCCGCAAUGCCAGUGAGUGCGCACAGCUGUACGCCCUGAUCAACCAAUCCCGCAUCAACAACCCGACCUACAUCGCCCUGCAGAACGCACGCGGACCGUACGGGCAGUCCAGCUGGGCAGAGGCUAUGGACCGCCGCAACGAGGCACGCACGAACACCUCGACCGGAACCGGGCUGUUUGGAGGCUCCCUCGGCCGGCGCAGCAGCUACCGCAAAUCCAGCACGCGCGCGGCCUCCAUCUCCGCCGCGACCUCCUCCUCGGUCGGCACCAUGGGCACCGCGAUGCGCACGGCCCUCUCCCGCUUCUCCUUCGGCCGCGGCGGCAUGUUCAGCGUCCGCGACUCGACCCUCGGCUCGCGCUCGCUCUCGUCGCUCGACAGCGCCGACAGCGCCAACCCGCCCACCGCGCCCCCCGCCGGCAUCACAAACACAAAGUGCCGCCUCUACGAACGCGAGUCCCUCAAGAAAUGGCGCGACCUCGGCUCCGCCCGCCUCACCAUCCUGCUCCCAACGCCCACCUCCACGCCCGCCCUCCAGCGCUCCCCCGGCCAGCCCCACGCCUCCCCCGAGCGCCGCAUUUUAGUUACUGCCAAGGGCGACGCGCACGUGCUGCUCGACGUGACACUAUCCGAGACGUGUUUUGAAAGGGUUGCGCGCAGCGGCAUCGCGGUCAGCGUGUGGGAGGACACGGUCGACGAGCACGGCGAGGUCGGGCGCGUCGCGAGCACGGGCGGUGUGAAUGGCGCCCGGGCGAGGGUGUUCAUGGUUCAGAUGAAGAGUGAGCGCGAGGCGGCGUGGUGUUUUUCGCUGCUGGGGAGGAUGAGGUAUUAGGCUGUGUGUGAAUCGAUGAGAAAGAGAGAUGGAGAGCAGGGGAGUAUGUUGUUUUUCGGGCUUGUGAUUUUUAGCGGGCGAGGCGUUGGGGUUGUGGGAUUUUGGGUGUGUGGGGGUGUGGGUUUGAGGGUGGAGGUGCUGUGUGUGUGCGUAUGUGUGUGUGUGUGUGUGUGGAAGAGAGGGAGAGAGAACGAUUGAGGACCGGAAGGCAGAAGUAAUACGGAUGGAUACCAGCAACAUGGCGUGCAGAGCAGAUAGAGCAGAUGUAUCAACGAACAUAUCAUAGCCUUUUGUUGAAAGGAAUGCGUUGCG
Molecule: messenger RNA, 6367 nt
Organism: Boeremia exigua
Lineage: Eukaryota; Fungi; Ascomycota; Dothideomycetes; Pleosporales; Didymellaceae
Exons: 2
Coding region: 338-6055 (1905 amino acids)
Source: RefSeq, a predicted model, not a curated record